AUGUCAGCAUCAUCUCCAGAGCUUCCCUGGGACAUCAUCUACUAUAUCUCAACUCGAAUUUCAGAUUUACAAACCUUAGACACAUGUAAAGCUGUUUCCAAACAAUGGAACGAGAUUUUACAAGACCCUAAUUUCAAGAUCGUUCACUCCAAAUCUACUGGCGUGAUCUCGUCGGCCUUCAUCAUCCAGAUGUGUAACUACUCCUGGAACACUCCGGCAUUGAAAUCAAUUCAUUCACCGCCGUCGUCGUCGCCGUCGCCGUCCAUCUGGCUACUGAACCAUGGGAUUGUGAUAUUGGCAUCCUGCAACCAAGGACUUCUACUGUACGGCGAAAGACAUAAACAGUAUUUCUCUGAGUUUUAUUACCAUGUCUGCAAACCAGCCACCGGACAGUGGUUGAAUUUGCCCGAUCCCGAUGUCGAUCGCCCCACUAUAGGAUUGGCCAUUGCCGCUUUCGGUUCGAAUCCUCUACGCUUCAAGAUUGUUAGGGUUUCCCAGAUUGGACCAACAAAGUCGUCGGGUGUUGAAUUACAGUGUGAAUUGUUCGAUUCAAAGCUAUGGGCUUGGAGAAAAUUGCAAAAUUUAGUCCCACCACCGAAAUUUGAUUAUAUGGCUCCAUCAAUCUUUGUUGAAGGUUCUUUCCAUUGGGUUACUCUUGAUAACAACAUUGUCGCCUUCCACGUGGCCACGGAGUCUUUUCGCACGUUCGGUAUGCCCAAGUCGAUGAAGUUUGGACAAAAUUAUCCAAUUUUUAAGCCGAGAAGGCUCAUGGACUUCCAAGGGAAACUUGGAUUGAGCUGCACAGCAAAUGGUAAUAAGGUCGAGCUAUGGUUGUUAAUGAAGGGUGUUUGGAAGAGGCAUCUGGUUGUCGAUCUUGGAAGAUUCAAAGAGUUGGAGAAAAGUGAAUUGAUCGGAUUUUACGACAUUGGAGUUGUGUUGUUGAAGACAUCAUCGGAAUUGAUUUUUCUUAGGAUUCGAGACAACACUCUUGAAAAAGUUAAGUUGGAUUCUUCAGAGUGGCCAGUAACACACAUAUUUCAAUUUAGAUCUGAUUUUAAGAGGGUAAAAUUUUGA
This is a messenger RNA of Andrographis paniculata, 1074 nucleotides long. Its product is annotated as F-box/LRR-repeat/kelch-repeat protein At2g27520-like. Lineage: Eukaryota; Viridiplantae; Streptophyta; Magnoliopsida; Lamiales; Acanthaceae. Bases 1 to 1074 code for a protein of 357 amino acids. The transcript is spliced from 2 exons. The record is from RefSeq and is a predicted model, not a curated record.